AUGGAUAUGGAGUAUAAUUCCGAUCGCUGCACCUCUCCUACCCUGCUCCCUGGGCCAUACAACUCCUACUCUGCCACCGACUCUGCGAAUAACAUCGAUGACGACGAGCGCGCCCCCCCAGAGGCAUACGUAGCCUUGAUCAAGCUCCUCCUCAACCUUCCUCCUCGACCCCCACCGGCACCCCCACACAUUAGCCGAGAUGCCGGCGAGAGCACCGCCUCCUACUGCGCCUACCCUGCCGAGGAGCGUCGCGAGCGGAAGUACAACCUCUCCGCACCCCUCGACAUGUCCAAACCACUCUACGAGAAACGUGUGCGCCGCGCGUACAAGGGCUUCGUCGCGGGCAGCCAGCGCUCUCACAGCGGAGUCUACUCAGCCUCUCGACGAUCACCUUCGAUGCGGCCUGCCGUUGACGCGUUGACGGCUUUGCUCCCUGCACGACUCGCGCCGAUCUGUCACGGGCGCGCUCUCGACGUCGUCCACCAGCUCGACGCGUUCUAUGCCUGCGGCGACCUCGGUGCGGCGCAGGGAGGGUUCGUUGGUGUAGUCCGGCGCCGUGUUCCGAACGUGAAGAUGAUGCGGUCGCCGUCAACGAUGACGAUGCCCAGCCUGACUAACGCGGGCAGCAGCUACGGCUACUAUGGCUACGGACGCAAGCCUGGCCCUCUCAGCCGACGGAACAGCGCUGCCAGUAUGGAGACCACGGACGGCCUCGAGACCGAGGCUGAUCUGACAAUGUGGCCUUCGUCGAGAAGCCCGACGAAGAAGUCGACAGAGGACUCUUGGAGCUAUUCUGACGACACUAUGACGUUCCCCGUCCUCCAGACCCCGAAUAAGGAGAAGCGCGUCGAGCGCAAGAUUAUCGACAGGAAGGAGCACGACGUUGAGGUCGAGGUCGAGCUACAUCAGCCACUCAAAAGACCAUCUCCUCUUCCCUGGCAAAGACGUCCGCUAGGGUUUUCGCUUCCCUUCCGCAUCGUAUCGCAUCUCGUUCCGACUCUUCUGCAUCACGACCCACGCGCAUUGACCAUACCCCCUGCAUGCUAA
This is a messenger RNA of Fomitopsis serialis, 1047 nucleotides long. RefSeq lists its product as uncharacterized. Lineage: Eukaryota; Fungi; Basidiomycota; Agaricomycetes; Polyporales; Fomitopsidaceae. The transcript is spliced from 5 exons. The record is from RefSeq and is a predicted model, not a curated record. Bases 1 to 1047 code for a protein of 348 amino acids.